AAGCUUGCAGCGAGUGCUUUCUGUACUUUGACUCUGACAGAAGUCAGAAACAGGUCUGAGAUUAGUCUUUGGACGCGGACUCUCGUCUCCACCGUGUUUUCAGCUCAACGUUACAUCUGUCAUGGCGCAGGGAAAUCUGUCCGUGGUUCUGCACGCCCAGGGAGACCUCCGUCUGGAAAAGCGUCCCGUUCCGGAGCCUGGACCUAAUGAGGUUUUGCUCCAGAUGCACUCUGUUGGAAUCUGUGGAUCAGAUGUUCACUACUGGCAGCAUGGCCGGAUUGGGGACUUCGUGGUCACAAAACCAAUGGUGCUGGGGCACGAGGCGUCAGGGCGGGUGGUGAAGGUCGGAUCAGCAGUCAAGCACCUUAAAGAAGGUGACAGGGUGGCCAUUGAGCCAGGUGUGCCACGCGAGAUGGACGAGUUCUUCAAAAACGGACGAUAUAAUUUGUCUCCUACCAUCUUCUUCUGUGCCACACCCCCCGACGAUGGAAAUCUGUGCCAAUACUACAAGCACAGUGCCAACUUCUGUUACAAGCUGCCUGAUAAUGUGACAUUUGAGGAGGGAGCUCUAAUUGAGCCUCUGUCUGUGGGGAUCCACGCCUGUCGCAGAGGCGGCGUGACCCUCGGCAGCACCGUGCUCAUCUGUGGUGCAGGCCCUAUUGGAUUGGUCUGUUUGCUCGUUGCCAAGGCAAUGGGGGCCUCGCAGGUCGUCAUCACCGAUCUGUCCACAGAGCGCCUGACAAUGGCCAAGGAGUUGGGUGCAGACUUCCAGCUGACAGUGAAGAGAGAAAAUGGACCCCAGCAGCUGGCCAAGAGUGUAGAGGACAUGCUGGGUGCUCAGCCUCACAUUACUAUUGAAUGUACUGGCGUUGAGAGCAGCAUUCAAACUGCCAUCUAUUCGACACGUUCAGGUGGUGUGGUGGUGCUGGUGGGCCUUGGUUCUGAGAUGGCCACUGUUCCUCUGAUCAAUGCUGCUGUAAGAGAAGUGGACAUCAGAGGGGUUUUCCGCUACUGCAACACCUGGCCGAUGGCUAUAGCUAUGUUGGCAUCGGGUAAAGUGAACGUGAAGCCCCUCGUGACCCACCGUUUCCCUCUGGAGCAGGCAGUCCAGGCCUUUGAGACCACGCGUCAGGGUCUUGGGAUAAAGGUCAUGUUAAAGUGUGACAAGAAUGACCAGAAGCCCUAAUCUGACCCUCUGCAGUGAAACAAACCUGACCGACUCAGAGCAACUCAGCAUGGCAGGCACAAACUGGACAUUGACCCUAUGAAAGAUAACCAAGCUAGUUCAAAGAGACACACUAAUAACGGACAGCACUUUGAACUGACUGCUCUACUGCCUGCAGGCCAGAGAUGUAAUUAGCAUCCAAUGGUACGAGUAAUUAUUUUAUGAUGCUCAACUUUGUUUUAUAACCAACAUUUUGUUUGAUGAUUGUAUAUAAUUUAAGGUUUUGCUCCAUUUUACAUUAAUUAUGAUUUUACAAACAGUUACUAUAGUAAAAGAAAAUCUUUAAAUGAUAAAAUUAAAAACAAAAUGUGAAUUA
This is a messenger RNA of Dicentrarchus labrax (European seabass), 1541 nucleotides long. It is a transcript of the gene sord, whose product is annotated as sorbitol dehydrogenase. The record is from RefSeq and is a predicted model, not a curated record. Lineage: Eukaryota; Metazoa; Chordata; Actinopteri; Moronidae. The transcript has 9 exons. Gene Ontology annotation, biological process: D-sorbitol catabolic process. Bases 122 to 1186 code for a protein of 354 amino acids. Gene Ontology annotation, molecular function: zinc ion binding; L-iditol 2-dehydrogenase (NAD+) activity.